AUGGAGACCACAUCGUUUGACGAGGAAAAGACCGGGUUCUACGUGACGCCCAAGCUCGACUGCCCGCAUAUCGCGCAGCACGUCAGAUGCAACGCGUCCAAGGAGGCGCUCAAGGCAGUUGCUGCCCUGGGGCCGUGCGAGACCUGCCACGACCCCAAGGAGAACUGGGCAUGCCUCCAGUGCGGCAAGAAGUUCUGCUCGCGCUACGUGGCGGGACACAUGAAGGAGCACAACACCCAGUCGGGCCACGCCAUCACCGUGAGCUACUCGGACUUCUCCUUCUGGUGCUACGAAUGCGACUCCUACAUCGCCCACGACAUCUUCCGACCCCUCCUCGCCCUGCUCAAGGAGAGCAAGUUCGGUGAUGCCGGGACGGGCGGGCGCUACACGGCGCACAAGACCCACACCCAGAUGGAGGAGAUCGAAGAGAAGCCCGAGGAGCUGGCGGCCAAGAUCAAGGCGCUGGCCGGCAUGAUCCGCGACUCCAAGCACUGCGUGUUCUUCACGGGCGCCGGCGUGUCGACCUCGGCCGGCAUUCCUGACUACCGCGGACCCGAGGGCGUGUGGACGCUCAAGGCCACGGGUGGGCAGCGCAAGACCAAGGCCGUGCCGAUGCUCAGCGCGCUGCCGACCGUCACCCACAUGGCCAUGGUGAAGCUGCACGACGUGGAUCGCAUGCACUAUCUCGUGUCGCAGAACGUCGACGGCAUUCACCGCAAGAGCGGCAUCCACCCGCAGCGCCUGUGCGAGCUGCACGGCAACUCCAACCUCGAGGUGUGCUGCUGGUGCGGCAAGGAGUACAUGAGGGACUUUGACACGUGCCACAACUCCGCCGCCGGGUCGCACGAGACCGGCAGGCGCUGCACUGCACCGGGUUGUGGCGGCCCGCUGCUCGACACCAUCAUCAACUUUGGCGAGAAUCUCCCCAAGAAGGAUCUGGAGCGCGCGUACGAUGAGUGCGACAAGGCCGACCUGAUCGUGUGCCUCGGAUCGUCACUUACCGUGUCGCCGGCCAACGAUCUCCCCAAGCGGGUGGCCAAGCGCGGAGGCAACCUAGUCAUUGUUAACCUGCAGAGGACUCCUCUCGACAGCCUCAGCACGCUGCGCAUCCAUGGCCGAACCGACGAGGUCAUGAAGGGAGUGAUGGAGGAGCUGGGUAUCGAAGUGCCCUCGUUCAUCCUCAACCGAUUCGUCCGAGUCCAGCACACCAAGCAGUCCCUCACGGUUGAGGCCUUGGAUGUGGACGGGACACCCAUCUCGCUCUUCACUACCGUCAAGGCCCAGUUCCUGCCGGCGGGCAAGGUCCACAAGAAGCAGACCCAGUCCGUCCUGGGCCGCAUGGAGACCUCCUACGUCUUCGAGCGCACCGGCGACGAAGAUGCCUCAGAAGUCAAGAUCGAGCUCCAGUUCAUGGGCCACUACAGGGAACCUUCGUUCCGCUUCACAUACGCCUUGGAGAAGGAGAGCAGCGACAAGAGGUUCAUGAUCAGCUUCAACCCGGAGGAGGCCAGGUGGGACAUCAAGGAGGUGGAGUCGGCCGGCGCUGCCGAGACCGAAGGCAAGACCGGACCCGAGCACUGGCCCAAGAUGGCGCAGGACUCGACCCACGAGCACCCGCUCAAGCUCAAGAAGGCCGUCUACAACGGCAUCUACAGGUGCAACAAGUGCAUGCGUCCGGGCACGGGCUGGGUCUACCACUGCAAGCCGUGCGCGUUCGAUCUUCACGCCUUCUGCUGUGACAAGCACUAG
Messenger RNA from Acanthamoeba castellanii str. Neff, 1749 nucleotides. RefSeq names its product transcriptional regulator, Sir2 family protein. The transcript has 10 exons. Gene Ontology annotation, molecular function: NAD+ binding; zinc ion binding. NCBI's taxonomy places the organism in Eukaryota, Discosea, Longamoebia, Acanthamoebidae. Bases 1 to 1749 code for a protein of 582 amino acids. The record is from RefSeq and is a predicted model, not a curated record.